CAUCCAGUACUCUGGCAAGGCUUACUUAAAACCUCUCGUCUUCGCUCUUCAUCUCUCUUCAUCCUUUUCGCCCCCAAUCCUUUCUCCCCCCAUCAAUUGUUCCAACAUGUCUAACUACGCGCUCCCCAAGUCCCACCAGGACCUCAUGGAGAAGUCCCUGGUGGACACUGACCAGGAGGUUGCUCAGAUCAUGGAACGCGAGAUCCAGCGUCAGCGCGAGUCCAUCCUCCUCAUUGCCUCCGAGAAUGUCACAUCCCGCGCCGUCUUCGAUGCGCUUGGUUCGCCUAUGUCGAACAAGUACUCGGAGGGCUACCCCGGUGCCCGCUACUACGGCGGCAACGAGCACAUCGACGCCAUCGAGCUGCUCUGCCAGAAGCGCGCCCUCGAGGCGUUCGGCCUUGACAGCGAGAAGUGGGGCGUCAACGUCCAGUGCUUGUCCGGCUCCCCUGCCAACCUCCAGGUCUACCAGGCCAUCAUGAGGCCUCACGAGAGGCUCAUGGGUCUUGACCUGCCCCACGGCGGUCACUUGUCCCACGGCUACCAGACCCCCCAGAGGAAGAUCUCUGCCGUUUCCACAUACUUCGAGACCUUCCCCUACCGCGUCAACCUCGACACUGGCCUCAUCGACUACGACCAGCUCGAGCAGAACGCCCUGAUGUACCGCCCCAAGGUCCUGGUUGCCGGUACCUCGGCCUACUGCCGUGAGAUUGAUUACGCUCGCAUGCGCCAGAUUGCCGACAAGGUUGGCUGCUACCUCAUGAUGGAUAUGGCCCAUAUCUCUGGUCUCGUCGCUGCUGGUGUCAACAAGUCGCCCUUCCCCUACUGCGACAUCGUUACCACGACCACCCACAAGUCGCUCCGUGGUCCCCGUGGUGCCAUGAUCUUCUUCCGCAAGGGCGUCCGCAGCACCGACGCGAAGAGCGGCAAGCAGACCCUCUACGAUCUUGAGGGCCCCAUCAACUUCUCUGUCUUCCCCGGUCACCAGGGUGGACCCCACAACCACACCAUCACCGCGCUCGCCGUUGCCCUCAAGCAGGCUCAGACCGAGGACUUCAAGCUGUACCAGCAGCAGGUCGUCAAGAACGCCAAGCAGCUCGAGAACACCUUCACCGAGCUCGGCUUCAAGCUCGUCACUGACGGUACCGACAACCACAUGGUCUUGAUCGACCUUAAGCAGUGGGCCCUUGACGGUGCUCGUGUCGAGGCCGUUCUCGAGCAGGUCAACAUUGCCUGCAACAAGAACACCACUCCUGGUGACAAGUCUGCUCUUACCCCCAUGGGUAUCCGCAUUGGUGCCCCUGCCAUGACCUCGCGUGGUCUCGGCGAGAAGGACUUUGAGAAGAUUGCUCACUACAUUGACACUGUCAUCAAGCUGUGCAAGAAGAUCCAGUCCGAGCUCCCCAAGGAGGCCAACAAGCUCAAGGACUUCAAGGCCAAGGUCACCUCUGGCGAGGUUGAGGAGAUCGCGAGCCUCAAGAAGGAGAUCGCUGCCUGGGCCGUCACCUUCCCUCUCCCCAUCUAAGUCUCCGACGUGCAGACUUGGUAAUGUGUGUUCUUGCAUGGCGUACGACGGCGUUUUCAACAAAAAGGAUGCGCAUCGGUUGAUUGAAUAUUCAACAUCUCGCGCAAUUUGUGUUCAUGAUAGGAUGACGGUGUGAUACUCCCUGUUUAUGUAGAAUGAAGCCGACACGGCAUGAUCGGUGCUUAACCAGCGAUCAGACGAAUGAAAACUAUUGACAUAA
This is a messenger RNA of Boeremia exigua, 1742 nucleotides long. RefSeq names its product serine hydroxymethyltransferase. Gene Ontology annotation, molecular function: glycine hydroxymethyltransferase activity; cobalt ion binding; zinc ion binding. Gene Ontology annotation, biological process: folic acid metabolic process; tetrahydrofolate interconversion; L-serine catabolic process. Lineage: Eukaryota; Fungi; Ascomycota; Dothideomycetes; Pleosporales; Didymellaceae. The transcript is spliced from 3 exons. Gene Ontology annotation, cellular component: cytoplasm. The record is from RefSeq and is a predicted model, not a curated record. The coding region runs from base 107 to 1522 and encodes 471 amino acids.